AUGAUCACACUCCAGCUUAAAACAAAUAUUAGUUCCAAGGCUAGUUAUUUAUCUCCCGCAGAUUAUAAAGACAUUAUGCAAUACCGUGAUAUGAAGUCCAAACCUUUAGCUCAGCUAACAGUCAUUUCAAGCAUGAACAUUAUGGAUAAACAGAAUGAGAAGCGGAUCCUGAAGAAAUCAUGCCAAACUGAAAGACCAAAGGAAGAAUUUUAA
Messenger RNA from Funneliformis caledonium, 213 nucleotides. The record is from the annotation of a GenBank genome assembly. Lineage: Eukaryota; Fungi; Glomeromycota; Glomeromycetes; Glomerales; Glomeraceae.